GUUCGGCAGCCAUGACAACGAAGUUUGAAAAGUUGGAUGGAUGGCAUCAAUGAAGAAAAAGAUUUCCUCCUCUGAAAAGCGCCAGAAGUCUCUGAAAUGCACCGUGUACUUGGACAUUUUGAAAGUUACAUGUCCAGGGGUGCUUCUGCAUGAGAAGAAUGACAUCUACCUGCGUGUGCGCAUCAUGGGCCAAUACAGGAAGACACUGUGCUUACCUCUUGUCUUCCCGUUACGGUUUCACCACAAAAUGUUUUUUGUCAAGACUUUCUCGGGUGUUGUUGACCCUGCUGUUGUCGCUGACCUCCUUGAAGCUGACACAACAGUUUUUGAGCUGAUUCAGUUGGUCCCUCCAGAGGGGGAGCUGUUGGCCACGAUGGAGAAAAACAGCAGAGAUUUCCUGUACCCAGAUCUCACCGUGUUUGACAGAGAAGGAAAAGCAGAGCAAGAGGCCUUCAUGAACAGAUCGUCCACCUUUCCUGGAAUCUCCCCUAAAGUGAAGUUCACCACAACAUCAGUCAUAGAGGAGAGUGAUGGGAGCGACAGUUGGGCUGCUUCACCUACUGGUUGUCUUUCCCCGCUGAGGCCUUCUUUAACCUCAUCUCGCCAAUGUUCAGCAAAAGAGUCCUCAAACAGUGGAUGGUUUUCCAAAGCUGAUCACAAGAACUGUGCCAAAUGGAAGGAGGGAAAGGAAAAACUUCACCUUGAGACCAAAGUCACAAAGAGACACAAUGUGACUAGAGUUAACGCUGGGUACCAACAGCCUACGGUUUCCUCCAGGACACGAUCCCUGUCCCCUUACACUCACCGCAAGAUGUGUGAACUCUCUGAGGACACCAGGCAGAGACUCAGCCACCUCCAGUUGGGGCCUCACCACUUCAGGAAGGAAACCGAGAGCCAGCCACCUUUCCUGGUGUCUGGUUGCAGUAAUACGUCUGUAAUGGGAACACCUUCGUCCGAGCUAAGCAGCAGUGUGUGUAGGCGCUCUGUCACGUUUGCAGAUGGUCACACAGAUUCUUCUCUCCUCGGGAGUUAUCGACCAAGAACAGUUAAAGUGGAGUCGGCUGCAGUGAAGGUCCAGCCGCCUCCUGGGACCUCGUCUAGACACGAACCAUGGAUCAGAAGCCCUGCGAGAGGUUCCACCUCCGUUCAGUCCAGCUUGGCUGUGUCAGACUCCAGCAGCCGCUCCCUCAGAGACAGAUUUCAGACGGGUCCAUCCUACUGGGAGCAGAUCCACAGCAGAGUUCAGAGCAUUCUGCGCACACACAAAACCACUUUGACCCACAGAGUGAGCGAAGACCUUCAACUCGACAGGACUAAAAACAGAAUGCGAAUUACUGAGUUUCUGCCAUGA
Nematolebias whitei (Rio pearlfish) is the source of this 1351-nucleotide messenger RNA. RefSeq names its product spermatogenesis associated 6 (gene spata6). The coding region runs from base 41 to 1351 and encodes 436 amino acids. The transcript has 11 exons. The record is from RefSeq and is a predicted model, not a curated record. Gene Ontology annotation, biological process: spermatogenesis. Gene Ontology annotation, molecular function: myosin light chain binding. NCBI's taxonomy places the organism in Eukaryota, Metazoa, Chordata, Actinopteri, Cyprinodontiformes, Rivulidae.